UGAGAACAUUUAAACAGGAGUCAACUUUGGGCGAACGAAGCUAGCAGCCUCGCCGCCUACUUCCAGCACCGUGGCCGGCCACUACAACAGCGUUUGGGCUUUUUUUGGACUUUUAGCCUCGUACUAUGGAGCUAGUCCGGGUAUUUGUGUGCGUCCUGUCCGUGUUUGUUUCGCUCUUGUCGGACAGGUUAGUGGUGCUGGCUGCCUUCUCCCAGUCUCUGGACAGCGACUUCACUUUUACUCUACCCCCCGGUCGAAAGGAGUGUUUCUACCAGACCAUGAAGAAAGAGGCCUCCCUGGAGAUUGAAUAUCAGGUAUUAGAUGGUGCAGGUCUCGAUGUAGAUUUCUACAUCUCCUCUCCUUCUGGCCAACUGCUGUUCAGCGACUACCGCAAGUCAGACGGUGUUCACACCAUAGAAACCGAGGAUGGAGACUACAUGUUCUGCUUUGACAACACAUUCAGCUCUGUUUCGGAAAAGCUCAUCUUCUUUGAGUUGAUCCUGGACAACAUGGACACAGAAGACCCAGACGACUGGAAGGAGUACGUGCACGGCUCAGAUAUGCUGGAUAUGAAGAUGGAAGACAUUAUGGACACCAUCAACAAUGUGAAGGCUCGGCUGGGGAAAAGUGUGCAGAUCCAGACGGUGCUGCGAGCGUUUGAGGCUCGCGACCGUAACCUCCAGGAGAGCAACUUCGACAGGGUGAACUUUUGGUCGGUGAUCAAUCUCAUUGUGAUGGUGCUGGUGUCGGCGGUUCAGGUCUACCUUGUCCGCUCGCUGUUCGAAGAUAAAAGGAAAAUGCGCACAUAACACCGUCUGAAAUGGAGGCAAAAACAGAAAAAAACUAACACACUUGUCCAAAAAAAAAAAAAACCUUUGGGAUUUUUUUCAGCUGAUCUCCUGACUUGUGACUCUUGUAACACAAGAUUUUAAUGUACACACUUAUGCACAUGCACAGACACCAACCACAGACAUUGAUUAACAAUUCAUUCACCACACUCUGCUUGCCAGUCCACUGGAGUUUGAGGGACAGCAGGAAUCCAAGAACGUAUAACUGUCAGCCCCUCUACAGGCAACCUCUGUCUCUUUGCUACAGGAAAAAGGUCUCCAAGUCUCUCUUUACAACUUGUUUCUUGUUUUAUUGUCCUCCCUGGCUGCUGUAGUUCUUCACUGACGUUACAAGCACAUUUAUGAUGGGACUAUUUUUCUAAUAGUUUAACGUUACCAGGCUAGUGGCCAAUUGCAAAGAUGUCCAUUUUUCUUUGGAUGUGUUUUUUCUGAGUGUUAAAGUAAACUAGAUAAAGAAAUUAAGAAUUUAUUUCUGCUAAAAAGGAGUGUGAGGUGCAACCAGUCUGUCAGCGUGGCUUCCCCAUAUGUUAAGUACUUUUAAAAGCAUACCUUUGUAUGGAACUAAGUCGCCUUAGUGAUUUGGAUUUAGCUGCUAGCUUUUUGCCAAUCUGCGAGGCCUUUGAAUAAUUCUCCCAUUGCCUCAAAAACUUAUGUUGUUGCCAUUAUGUCUCACUUUCCCUUCCAUGCAAAUACUGAAAAGUCAGGUGUUUAGUCAGAGCCAUGCUGCUAUUGCUGCUCUCUGGCACCAAUUGGACCGUGAGGUAGAAUAAAAGGAAACGGGCCGUCUCCAAGUCUCUUAAUGACUGCUGCCCUUCUCUCCUCUGCCAUGAUUUGUAGACUUGUGGCCUAAAUGGCUGCCAGCUCCACUACCCUCCACUGUGAAGCCUAACGGCUGCUGGUGGGUGUCUGCUUACAGCCGCUUACUGUGUGAAGAUGUUGAGCCUGCCCGUCUCUCUGGUGACAGAAGUCUAUUUCUAUCUUACUGACAUCUGGAAGGUCAUUACUACUAUGACAUUGCACUGCUCAGUUUAAUAUGCACAAGCCAUCCACUGCCUUGGCUACGUCAGUAUUCUUUUAAAAGCUAGUAUCCGUGUAUUAGCAUUUUUUAGCCAACAUAGCAAACUGACAUCUGAUCAUUGCACUGCCUCUGAUGCCACAGAACAACAUUUUUUGUUUUGUCUUUGUAUUCUUAGUACAUAAUUUAACAUUUUGGGCUCCAUUGUUUUAGUGGGGUCCAGCAGAAAUGGGUCCACAACUUGUCCUGAUAUGUGGGAGAAGGAGCACUGAUCAAGAGAUUUUUAAAAACUCAAGGAGAAGGGGGCUGAAGAGCUCACCAAACUCUGUGAUGAACUCAUAUCCAAAGUCCAGAAGGGCUAAGCUCAUUUGUCAAUACUGUAGGUUUUAAUGACCUCUGCCCUUCUUUACUGUUGACGUCCAGAUCAUUUUCUUGUGUAGUAUUUGUCUUUAUCAAUGUCAUUGGUCAUGAACAUGGCUCCAGGAACAAACUCGUCAUUAAAGUCUCACAUGCCACUCUGUGACUUCUGGUCGGGUUGAGAUGGUUCAGAGAGCUCAGGAAGCUUCUGCACUUCUGGUUCAGUUUGAAGUUCCUUGUCAUGGUCGGAGCCAACCUUGUCACCAGAAAUCUGUCGUUUCAAAGCACAGUGUGUUCGUGAAAAACACACACUCUGUUGAGACUUGUAUCAAACUGCAUUAAUGCUCUUAACGCUUCAGGGCUGGGUUCGGCAGUUGGCAAACUCUCGUCAGCUUUUCCUUAAGGUGCCAACAUGGCUUUUGGUUAUGGUUUCAGUGAGGUUUUUUUUGUUUUUUAAAUUUGGUGUUUUCUCAGCUCCUUUCUUGAGACUUGGCCACUUACAACCCUGGCAGGGAGCUCCAUCUUCCAAAUUUUGCCCUCUGCUGUAAGAUAAUGAUAAUCCAGUGAGUUCACGCCUUCGCAGUUUAUACCGCCUUAUGUUGGAAGUGUGUUAAAUCAAACUCUGAGCAGUGUGAUUGUUUUAAAUGUGUUGCCAUACAGUAUGUGCAUAUGUUGCCAUUUGUUCUGUGGAUGCCUGCAAUAAUAUAGGAUGUCUGGUUGUGAGAAAUGAUCACCUUCUGCCUCAGUUUCAGUGCUUAUUCCUUCCUUGUUCCUCUGUACAACUCAUGUUACUGUGUUUCUAGUCUUGAAAUAUAUGUUGAGAUUGUGUCUCAUGGAAAGUCUUAUGGAUUAGUAAUAAAUUCAUUUUCUGAUUUAUUUGAAAGCGCUUUUGAAAUUCUGCAAAAAUUAAAGACAUUUCUUAAAGUAUUUCUACGUUACUUAAAAGGAGACCACAAGAACAGCUACACUGGCUUUGAAAAAAAAACUUUUUACAACCAUAAAUGAUGAGUGGAAAAAGAAGGAAUGUGAUAUAUUUAUUCAGCUAAUGUCCUGUAAAUGUAUAUGUGUAUAAAUUAAACAAUCAUAUGUUUUUCUGA
Molecule: messenger RNA, 3317 nt
Organism: Amphiprion ocellaris (clown anemonefish)
Lineage: Eukaryota; Metazoa; Chordata; Actinopteri; Pomacentridae
Gene: tmed5
Product: transmembrane p24 trafficking protein 5
Exons: 4
Coding region: 126-809 (227 amino acids)
Biological process (GO): intracellular protein transport; Golgi organization; endoplasmic reticulum to Golgi vesicle-mediated transport
Cellular component (GO): endoplasmic reticulum; Golgi apparatus; COPII-coated ER to Golgi transport vesicle
Source: RefSeq, a predicted model, not a curated record